Haliotis rubra (blacklip abalone) is the source of this 4486-nucleotide messenger RNA. Its product is annotated as myosin regulatory light chain, smooth muscle-like. The record is from RefSeq and is a predicted model, not a curated record. Gene Ontology annotation, molecular function: myosin heavy chain binding; calcium ion binding. Gene Ontology annotation, cellular component: myosin II complex; cytoplasm. Lineage: Eukaryota; Metazoa; Mollusca; Gastropoda; Lepetellida; Haliotidae. Bases 1994 to 2470 code for a protein of 158 amino acids. The transcript has a single exon.
UUCCAUAUGAUCAAUAUUGAAACUAUGUUUUAAUGUUGAAUGUCCGAGCAGCAUGGUGCCCAUGGGUGGUACCUGACUGUUUGGCAAUAAUUAAGUAGGUUAUUCGAGUGCAACUCUGAAACUGACACGUGUUUCCCAUAGUCUGUCUCACAGUCCCUUGACCACUUUAUUUUCCCUAAUGCCUAGCCUUCCCUGCAAUUUAAAUGGCUCUAUUUGUUGUUGUCAAAAUUCUAUAUAUUCAGAGACUGAGCGUUAGUCUAGUGUUUCCCAUAUCACAUACAGACAGGGCCCAUGCACGGACCAUCAUAGAUUGGUAAUGGGAAGAGAUUCCAUUGUGCGUACAUCUGAAAUAGCAGCUCAACACAAGAAUAUAUUACUGAAAAUCAGCAAUGACGCAGGUUUUGUGGGAGCAGGACAACCACACGAGGAUUAAAGUAAUAUGAUAUUUGCAAGUGGUAUAUACUGCACAACCUUUGUUACAGUCAACUCCACUGGUAUCUAUCUUUGCGGGAAAGGUUUUGGGGCUUACUCAAGCGAAUGACAACAUUUUUAGAGUCAACAUUUCCUUAGAAUUCUUAAUUUGUAGGUGUAUGGGGGAAUUCGGAAGAUCUAAUACAGGGUAGACUAGAACAUUUACACUCUUGCUUAGUUUUGUAUUCAUGUUGAUGACAGUGUUGUCGGUGUCCGGUUUACCGUGUUGAAAGAGUUGAGAUAACAGUCAUCACUACUUUGAAUAAAUUCAACAGUUAUGGCAUAAUUAUUUUCUCUUCACUAAAGAUUUGUUUAUGUAUUCUCCGAGCUCAUUAUAAUUUUGGGAGACUUCUAUAUUUAUUUGUGUGUCCCAAACUAUUACUACUGCGGCGUGACACACUAUCCAUUUCCAUGAAUUUAACAUAAUUCAUACAACGUGUGCGUACUCCUUUGGGGUAGAAACGUUUCAACUUAUCCAUUUGCCAUUAUACUGACAAAUGCAUCGCGUACUUGUUCAGAAUGAAUAUAUACACUCAGUACAUUUCGUUCUGGAAAGUCUGUUCUCUGUAUUGUUGUUGUUAAAUAUUGAAUGCCCUUAAGAAUUUACCGUUGUAUUUGAAAACCACUUGUAUCCAGUAUAUUCUUUUAACAUAAGCUUAAGGUCUGAAUAGCUUGCCGUUUGGUUAUAAAAGAACGCAAUAUUUAACCCUGACGUCAACGACUAGAGGUGACUGUGUGCAUCCGAAACUGUUACAGUUGUACACGUAUGUAUGACCUGGGUCUAACAAAGCCAGUGUUUGUAUUUGUGCUACCUCGCUCUGAUAAUUAUGUAUAUCAGGUGUCACCUGUUGAUUAAAUUACGCCCCUAUCGAACUGUCCAAAGAUUGUAUGGAUCUGGCCUUGUAUAACUUGCAUGGUAUUACAUUGCUCUCAAUCUCCAGAUUUGUUUGUACACAGUACAUACUCAUGUUGUUAAAUACCAGACAUAGAAAUAUAAUGAAAGCGUAACAUUUAAUCCGGACAGGAGAGUGCGUUCAAAAUACAAAAUACAAAAUGAAGUGUCCUAACACUAACAUAAAAUCAGGUCAACAGGCCCAUCACCUAGAUCUCAUUUGAAAUGAUACAAUUACUUCCGUUUCAUUUGAAAAAAAUCAUGACGAAUUUAAGGAAACAACGAACUGAAAUACAUGUCUAUUGCUAACACAGGCACUGCUUGAGUUCCCCCAUAUAACUCAUCUUGCCGAAAUUUGUGUAAUACACGAAACUAUGACAGCAGGGAACCAGGUAUUAGGAAGUUCAUCUGAUUGCGUAAGCGCGCGUGCAGAUUCCCGCUAUCUGAUAUCAGGUUCCAGACAAAUGACCACAUGACGUCCAAGGAGUACCAGAUUGACUGUUUCAUAACAGAUGUCACAUGAUGUAGAUGUUGGACCUAAAUAGACAGGACAUUCUCCUUCCAAAUCAUUCUCACUUCCAUCACGUUUAGAAGUCUGACGUUGUCUGCUCACAGCUCCUUCAUCCAGCAAUGGCUCCCCAGAACGUGUUCUCCAUGUUCCGUCAGUCUCAGGUGCAGGAGUUCAAGGAAGCCUUCGCCCUCAUCGACGUCAACAGGGACGGCGUCAUCGAAAUAGACGACCUGAAGAGCAUCUACGGCAACCUGGGCAAAGUGCCCGCCGACUCCGAGCUGAAGGAGAUGUUGAAGGAGGCCCCUGGUCCCCUGAACUUCACCACCUUCCUCAACCUGUUCGGGGAGAAGAUGGGAGGGACGGACGGCGAGGAGACCAUCCGUAGCGCCUUCGCCAUGUUUGACGAGGAGGGCAAGGGCGUGCUGCCCGAGGAGUACAUCAAGGAUCUCCUGGAGAACAUGGGAGACAACUUCACGAAGGAGGAGAUCAAACAGACGUGGAAGGAGGCCCCUAUUUCCAAGGGCAUGUUCAACUACGUGGCCUUCACCGCCAAGGUCAAGGGCAAACAGGAUGACGAGGAAAUGGCCAAGGCUUAAACGCCUGGACUGAUGAACUCUGUAGUGUAAAGUAUUUCUUGAUAUGUGUUAUAUUUAUGACUGAUUGUCUUCGGACAUCGCCCCGGACAACAUUGUGAUAGAGUGACUUGUGCCAACUUCAACAUGAGACAAGGCUGGUACCGAGUGUGUUUGUACAUACUAUAUCCGGAUUUUCCAAAAUACAAAACAACUUCACAAGCGGUUUCCGCCUCUGCUGAAACACAUUGUUCUAGUGAACAUCAUUCUGCCACAGAUGCUAAUGUUAUAUCUAUAUAUUGCUACUGUAAUAACCGCGCUGACAACACGGUAUUAUAUGAACUGUCAUCACCUUUUCACGAAUAUCUGACAUAGCAAGGAAGGACAUUCCUUGAGGUGGUUUACAAGUCCGUUGUUCUCACAUCCGAUCGGAUGACUGUGCUCUACGCAAAUAUCUUGGAUGUAUGAAUGAACUGUAUGGACAGGUUGUUGGUUAGUUUAGUGCAAUAAAUGUCGUGACAUGAUCUUGUUGAUUCUGUUUCAUUGUUAUAAGUACCUGGAAUCUUUAUUUGAAUCUACGAAUUUGAAUUUUCCAAUGUGAUCAAAACAGUGAUCUCGGGUAUAUGUUGACUGUAAUGUACAAAGGUACUCAGUAUUACUGGUACAUAAAAUAACACGCACAACGUAGGGAUCAGUCAGCUGUGUGAGUCAUGUAGAACCACAAUACAAACCCCCUGCUUUCUUGUUGGUUAACAUUUCAACCCAGUUAUACAGGUAUCUGAUGAUUUUGCCCAGUCAUCCCUUGUUGCCCUUGUAAGGGAAUUUUAAGGGUGGUGGGAAGCGGGGAUAGCCUAGUGGGUAAAGCGAUCGCUCGCCACGCCUAUGUCCCGGGUUCGAUUCUCCACAUGGGCAGAAUGUAGGAAGGCCAUUUCUGGUGUCUCCUUCUUUGCUGGAAUCUUUUUCGAAAGCAGCGUUUUAAACCUUAUUCACUCACUCUUGUCAUGUUAGACCCAGGCAUAGCUGGAUGUCGUUCAUACAUACCUCACUCGUGAACAAAUUUAGCGAGAAAUGGCAUUAACUAUGCAAGGACAACCAAAUAUAGCUUUGAUAACGGGAGAUCAGUUACACCAACACAGACUCUGUAGAGUCUAUAUGGUUAUCAAGGCGUGUCAAGUCGACAUCAGUGGCAUCACUGACAUAAUAUGUUUGGCUUGAGUAGCAAGUCAGAUCAUCAUACUACAAGGCCCAUAUUGUACUCUGUCUGUGGAUCAUAGCUGUAAAAAUGUGCGAAUUACAUACCACUCACAAACAGUUAAACAAACAUUGGAUUUCUGUAAUCCUUAGUUAAUCUCUGUCACGGUAUGAUGGAUUCAGGCGUUCUUUAACAUCUUUUCAUGAACUGUUGAAAAUAUUCAACUGAUAACCAUACAAAGGACUACUACUGACGCCUAUGAAUCACUCUCGGACUCAGUCUGUUUCCAGCACAGUGAUUGGCUUUUGUUAAAAUCUGAUAUUCUGAAUGAAAUAUGUGACUACUGUCGCUUAAUAUCUCACUUGCCUUUCUCACAAAUUUGCUUGCAGUAUUCAGUUGUAUGUAUUUUAAACAUAUACUGAACAGACAGGCUCUGAUACCAGCAAUGGACUUUAAAAACUAAAUAUAUUUGAAUAAAUCAUAUAUAUAUAUGAUUUUUUCUUAAAGUUCACAGGUAUACAGUUAGAUAUAUUUCAAUAGAUUGAAAGAAACACCGAGCCAAUUUCACUCCUACAUGUUUCAUUAAUUUCUUCGGGGAGUAAAUGACAAAGGCUCGAUGAGGUCGGGCGAUUUAGAAGGCCAUGGAAGUACUGUUGUGUUCUCAUUCUGAGGGUACUGAAUAGUGGCAUGUCCUGUGCGAAGCCAUGUAUUAUCUUACCAACUUCCUCUGGCGGUCAGUGAUCGGAAUCACGUGAAUCGUUAAGAAUUCGUCUCUGUACCAAAAGGCAGUUAAAUUGCCUUAAAGGCGACCAAAGAUAGAUUUCUGCAUGUAGGAUUCAGGUGUGCGA